GGAACAAUGUAUUUCCCAAAAUACCUCCAUAUAAUUUUUAUUAAUAGAAAAUGAAUACUCAAUUUAGUCAUUAGAUUAAGAUAACGAGUGGCUGAGAUUUAUUCUCCAGUUAUACACUUAUCAUUAGUUAUACUUUGAUCAUCUAUAUAUAUAUAUAUCGUGUGUUUGGUUCAUGAAAUUCAAUUUCACAACUUAAUUUAAGAUAAUUAAUUAUAACUAAUACAUUCCAAUUUAAAUAAUUUCUUAACUUAAUUUUAAAUUAUAUCUUUAUAUUACUUAAUCUAAAAAAUCAAAAUACUACUACUUAUUUUUUAAGUACUAAAAUUAUGCAGAUGAAAUAAAUUUGAAAAAAAGGAAGAAGUGGAAAAGAAAAGAUGGAGAAGGGGAGUGUAUAUGAAAAUGUGUGGGAUGUGACGCGUGUCCGUUAUCCAGCUGUAUACCAUUCCUAUUUCAACCGUUUCUUUCCUUUACCAUAUAUAUAUAUAGAUAAACCCAAGCCCAAACCCAAACCCAAACCCACACUAUAGAAAAAAUCAAAAAAUGGCUAACCUCAACAAAACGGCAUGGAUCGGAUCAAGGGUCCAUGGAGCCCCGAAGAGGACUACCUCCUCCAGCGCCUCGUCCAGAAGCACGGCCCCCGGAACUGGUCCAUGAUCAGCAAAUCCAUCCCCGGCCGCUCCGGCAAGAGCUGCCGCCUCCGCUGGUGCAACCAGAUCUCCCCCCAGGUCGAGCACCGCGCUUUCACCCCCGACGAGGACGACACCAUCAUCCGCGCCCGCGCCCACGCCCGCUUCGGCAACAAGUGGGCCACCAUCGCCCGCCUCCUCUCCGGCCGCACCGACAACGCCAUCAAAAACCACUGGAAUUCAACUCUCAAGCGCAAAUCCUCCUCCUUUGCCUCCGACGACUCUCCUCCCUUGAAGAGAUCCGCCAGCGCCGGCUCCGCCCCCGCCGAUUUCCCCCCGCCCAGCCCCUCCGCCUCCGAUUCGGUUUCUACGCACACCAGCUUCCUCCCCGAUACGCCCACUGGUCUUACCCUCUCACUCCCCGGAAUCGAUCAAAGCACCGAUUCACAUUCUAAUUCCCCCAAAAUUAACCCUAAUUCUAUCCAAUUGGCGCCGAUUCAGCGGCAAACGGAGGCUAAUUCGGUGAAUUUCACCACGGAAUUGAUGGGGGUGAUGCAGGAGAUGAUUAGGGCGGAGGUGAGGAAUUACAUGGUUGGAUUGGAGGAGCAGCGGCGGCGAAUUGAGGAGCUGGAGAAGCAGCAUAAUCGGCUUUUUCUUCAUCACCAGCAGCAGAAGCAGUUUCAGUUUCAGUUUCAGGAGAUGUGUAUGAAUAUGAAUGUGAAUGAGGGGUUUAGGAAUGCGGCGGCGGCGAUCGGAAUCAGCAGAGUUGAUUGAUUUGAUUGAAUUGGAUUGGUUUGUGUUUGUUUUUUAGCGAUGGGGGAAUCGGAGAGAGAAGAAGGAAACGUUCUACGUUUUCUGAAUUUUAGAUUUCGGAAAAAAAUGGCCAAAAUAUUAAAUAAUUUUUGGUUAUUAUACAGUGGAAUGAAUGUCAUCUAAAAACAGAAAAUUACAGCUUGAAAAAAGAAAAACGAAAAUUAAGUAAAUAACUUUGUCCUAUUC
Salvia splendens (bonfire salvia) is the source of this 1625-nucleotide messenger RNA. Its product is annotated as transcription factor MYB73-like. Gene Ontology annotation, molecular function: DNA-binding transcription factor activity, RNA polymerase II-specific; RNA polymerase II cis-regulatory region sequence-specific DNA binding. The coding region runs from base 564 to 1400 and encodes 278 amino acids. Gene Ontology annotation, cellular component: nucleus. The record is from RefSeq and is a predicted model, not a curated record. Gene Ontology annotation, biological process: regulation of DNA-templated transcription. Lineage: Eukaryota; Viridiplantae; Streptophyta; Magnoliopsida; Lamiales; Lamiaceae. The transcript has a single exon.